CACAAACUCUGUAUGGAGUGCCACUCAACUCAAAUGGGCUUCAAUUAGUUUAGAACUUUGUUUUGUUAUGUGAAAAAUUGAAAAGAAGAAAAUGAUCCAAUGUCCCAAUCCCCAUACUUCUUCUAUGCACCCUCGUCAUCCUCUUCUCCUCUACAGACGAACAGCAUCCUCGGUGGCGGCGCUCAGGAUGCUAUCUUCUUCCACCGCCUCACCAAACCCUAAUCCCUCAAUUGCCGCCAUUGUUGGCACCUCCAUGACCAAACCCACUUCAGAAAUACCAUCAAAACAUCCUCUUUCUGGAGAUUCUUUGGAUGCCCGUUUCAGUUAUCGGGGUCUCGUGCAAGCCAAUAGCUUGGGCACCGCCAGCAAGCCGAUUACGAUCGGCCAAUAUGCCCCCGAUGCUGAAACUGUAGAGCCCCUGCUGGUGGUUGUUUCGUUUUACAAGUUCGCUGAUUUUCCGGACCAUGCUGAGUUGCGGAAGCCAUUGAAGGAACUCUGUGAACAGCUGCGUGUUUCAGGUGGCAUCAUUCUUGCACCGGAAGGAAUCAAUGGGAGCAUAUGUGGGACCCGUGAUUCAGUAGAAGAAGUACUCUCCUUUAUCCAGUCGGACGAAAGGUUAAAGGGCCUCAGGCGUAUAGAGACGCCAGUGAGUCCAGAGGAAGAAGCUAUCCACCUUGGGCAUACGAGCAGCACGCCGCUUGCUGCUGGAGAAGAUGCUCCCUUUCGGUGGGACCAUGUGAGAGUCAAGCUGAAAAAAGAGGUAGAUUUAUUAUAUGGAGAAAUGGUUUGGAAUAUGAGUAGAAGCUGCAGCUUUUUGGAACGUGGUUUGCAGAUAGUGACUCUUGGGAUGCCGUCUGUGUCGCCAAUUGAAAGAGUUGGGACGUAUGUAAGCCCCAAGGAGUGGAAUGAAUUGAUCAGUGAUCCGGACACUGUGGUGAUCGACGUUCGCAAUGAUUAUGAGACUAGAAUAGGAAAGUUUAAGCGAGCGGUUGAUCCUUGUACAACUGCUUUUCGUGAUUUCCCAUCAUGGGUAGACAAGAGAUUCAAAUUAAAUGAAUCAGGUAAUGACAAGGUCAAGCCAGCUGGUUCCGCUCAAAUCACAGGACAACAAGUUGAGGAAACGGAAAAGAAGAUGCCCCGGAUCGCAAUGUACUGUACUGGUGGAAUUCGGUGUGAGAAAGCAUCGAGCUUUCUCCUAAGCAAAGGUUUCAAAGAGGUUUAUCAUCUGCAAGGUGGAAUCUUGAAAUAUCUAGAAGAAGUUCCAAAGACAGAAAGCCUUUGGGAGGGAGAGUGCUUUGUGUUUGAUAAACGGGUCUCAGUUGAGCACGGGCUCGUGCAGGGGACUCACAAGCUGUGUUAUGGGUGCAAGAAACCCGUGAGUGAUGCUGACAUGGAGUCUCCAGAAUGGGAGUACGCAGUUUCUUGCCCAUAUUGCUACUCAUCUAAAUCAGAGGAGGAGAAAGAGAGAGCAAGAGCUAGACAAAGGCAGUUUGAGACGUGCGGUAUUAUUGGUGGGCCGGAUAAAGGCCGUAAGCCGAAUAAAACAGGGGGAAAAAACGAAAAAAGUUGAUAAGCAGAUGUCGAAUUCGAUUUGAGAUUAGUUUGGCGCUU
Messenger RNA from Striga asiatica, 1611 nucleotides. NCBI's taxonomy places the organism in Eukaryota, Viridiplantae, Streptophyta, Magnoliopsida, Lamiales, Orobanchaceae. The record is from the annotation of a GenBank genome assembly.